This is a messenger RNA of Symbiodinium sp. CCMP2592, 4761 nucleotides long. The record is from the annotation of a GenBank genome assembly. Lineage: Eukaryota; Dinophyceae; Suessiales; Symbiodiniaceae.
AUGCGAACGGAAGCUGGGUUUUUGCCGAAGACCGGCACCAGCGCUUGGGUUCCCCGACUGGUUCCUCGGGUGCCAGAGUCUCCGCCGAAGGCGGCCCCUCGUCGGCGCUUGAGGCAUCAUUCGGAGACACCCUCUGAGGAUCUGUCCGUGGUUGCCUUGCCAAUAUGGUUAGGCAGUUCAAGCCAGGAGAUCGUUUUGCUCAAGGACAUAAAGAGCAUAGUGCCGGAAGACCUUCACCAACACGAUGAUGUUAUUGCGAUAGAGGAGGCAGAAUCGGAUGCGUCGUUUUGUGCCACCUAUCGGCGAUUUGUUGAUGCUGCGGAGCAUCUGGAACAGGCGAUCUGUGUUCGGCAGCAGCUUCUGGGAGACGACCACGAAGAACUCUUGGUCUCCAUUGAGAAGUAUGUUGUCUCAUGCAACGCUUGGGGCGUGGAGUGCUUGAGCACAGGCAACUACAUAGCUGCCCUCGAGCUUUUCAAGAAGGCUGAGGCCAUGACAGAAGCUGAGAAUGUGCCCAACUUCAAGCGUCGAGUCGCCCUUCGGGCCGUGACCUUCAACAACCUUUGUUGUUAUUACCGCACACGAGGGAAGUUGAAUGCCGCGCUCCAGUUCGCUGAGAAGGCAUUGAAAAUUGAAGAGAAGUAUAAAGAAGCCGACAGUCCGGCCCGCAGCUACCUGAACUAUGGAGUUCUUCUUAGCAACAGCGGCCGACAUAGCGAAGCUCUAGAGCGUGUGGAGAGGGCUGUCGCAGUUCUCCUUGAUCAGCACCGGCAUGAGGAAGCUGAGGCGACUCAGAAGCCGGAACCCACAGAGACUUCCCAAUUGCUGGUAGUUGCUCACUACAACAUGUUUGUUGAGCACCUGCACCUGAAGCAGUUUGCGAGCAGCCUUCAAUGUCUGCAGCGCGCUGUCUCCGUAGCCCAGAGCAAGCUGGGAACGUCUCACACGUUGACGAUAAAGAUGCAGGAAGUCCACGCCGAGGCUCAAGCAAGGCUUGAGCGCAAGGCUUCGGCGGAAUGCUUUCGCACGACGGCCGCAGCCGUGGAGUCGUCCCCCGUGUUCUUUCAUUACCAGGACGGACACUGCCAUCCCUGGCAAAAGGUUCAUCUUUCGCAAGCUGACGCAGCACGUGCGCAGGAGAUCUUGGCGGAUCAGAAGCAGAUCACGCUGCGCCGCCUCAGGCCGCCGGAUCCCAGGCCUCCAGAGAAGCCGCGGAUUAAGAGCCGCAGGCCGAAGCAGACCAGACUGCCAGCCAUUGGGGCCGAGGUCACGAGCCGUUUCUGGGAGUCUCAUCCGAAGCUGCUGGACACGGAGGGAUAUGCUGGCUCGCCCAUUCUGACACAGCAGGCGCAUGGCACGCAGCCGAUGGUCGAAGUGCUCGCACAGAAGCGGCUGGCUGGAACCAGUCCACGUGGCGGACGAGGCCACGCCUGGCCAGGUGGUGCCGAGCGGGACGUGUCGCCCGCAGAAGAUGCUAAGGCCGCUACGCAGCCGCUUCUGGGACCGGGACGGGCUCAGAUCGUUCCUGCUCCGCCCGGAGCCCCGCCAGAGGUGGUUGCUUCGUGGGAGUAUCAUCAUCGCAGGCUGCAGAUGCUUGACGAGGGUAACGGCCUGACAGCAUUGGAGCCUCAUCGGAUGCGGGCCAUAUCUGUCCUGCGUGAUAGGCUCGACAAACGCAGGGAGAAGGGCCUGCCUGCACCGACGGACUACCGGAAGCAUCAAGCGGCCACUUGCAUCCAGGCUGGCAUUCGUGGCUACCUGGUGCGACAGUGGACUUCGGAGGAGCUGGCUCGCGAGAUGCGCCGGCAGCGUUUACUCGAGGCUGCGGCCGGUGAGAGUUCACCGACCAGCGACGCCAAGAAGAGGAUGGCUUUUCGAGUCAUCUAUGCCGCGCGCCGCGCCUUUGUGGAGUACAAUGCAGCCGUGAAGAUCCAAAAGGUUGCUCGGGGCAGCAUUGCAAGAGCCAAGCUGAACAGGCAAAUCAGCAAGAUCGCACACGCUUCUGCUGCCAAAGUGCAGGCGCUGGUGCGUGGAAGGUUGGCGAGAAGCAGCCUCAGGAGGCAGUCCGAUGCGGCAACCCGAAUUCAGGCUUACGCUAGGAUGAGGGCGGCCAAGCACGAGGUGGACUCUAUCCGUCUCUCAGCAAGGCACAACGCAGCCGUCAAGAUCCAGAAGGUUGCAAGGGGCAACACUGCGCGAGCCAAGCUGAAGAGGCAACUCAGCGAGAUCGCACAUUCUUCCGCUGCCAAAGUGCAGGCUCUGGUGCGUGGGAGGUUCGUGAGAAACAGCUUGAGGAGGCAGUCCGAUGCCGCAACACGAGUUCAGGCUUAUGCAAGGAUGCGGGUGGCCAGGCACAAGGUGGACUCCAUACGUCGGGCGGCAAGGUUGGCAAACAAGCUGGUGCGUGGUUUUUUGGCCCGCCGGAGAGUGCGAAAGCUGCGGCAGGCUCGCUCGGAGGAGGCCGAGCACCAGGCGGCCCAGUGCGAUGCUGUCAUGGCUGGCAUUCUGGAGGCAGGUCUCAGCUCGAGGUGCACCAGCCCCGUGGACCUCGAGGGAGCCUCCGAUGCUUCACCCGCUGCCAGUCCACGCUCAGCUGGGCCGCAGGCAGCUGCGGAGCAGCCGCAGCAGCCCGAAGUGGUGGCAACGCACGAGUCGCAGAAAGACGAGAGCAGCAGGUUGCAAGCGGAUGAUGAUGCCAGUGAGCUGAACGCUGUGGAGUGCUUGGAGCAUCCCCACUUCGCAAGCUCGCUACUGGAGGUAUCACACGAUUCGAUGGAUGCCAGCAACUUGUUGCAGGAUCUGGCGUUGCAGGACCCAGACUCUGCAGAAAAUGAUCACUUCGCGAGCUCGCUUCUGGAGGAGUCCGUCUCGCAGGAGGACCCUAUCAAGAUUAUCAUAGAAAAGGCUGAGCCUCGCGAGCCGGACGAGCCGUUCGAAGACCAGGAUGAGGCGUCUGCAGCACUGGUGGAGUCACUGGUGGGAGAUGCCCUUGGGGACUCCAUGGCAUCUCGAUUGAUGACUCCACAACCAGAGGAGUCUGAGGGCUUGGAGGCCUCGCCUAAGUCUGCCUCAGCCUUCAAUGCAUCUCGGGACACUGCUUGGACACCCGACGACCUCGUUGCGAACGUGAUCGAGGAUGUCGUAGAGAUCGAUGGAAAGCCAGAUUCCGUGCAAGAUCCUGGCAGCUGCCCAACCUCGAUGGAGGAUGUCAACGCGAUGGACCCGUCGCUCGUGGAGAAGCUUCAACAAGCACUCCUCCAGGCAGAAGAAGAUCCGUGCGAUCAAUCUGACCCUCCCGGUCAUCCAGAUGAGACACCAGCCGAUCAUUCAUUGCCGGAGGCCGAAUGCGAUGCCGUCCUCGCUGGCAUUCUGGAUGCCGGUCUUAGCUCCAGAUGUAGCAGCCCCGUGGACCUCGAGGGCGCCUCCGAAGCCUCACGAGCCGAGGAAGCUGAGCACGAGGCGGCCCAAUGUGAUGCUGUCAUGGCUGGCAUUCUGGAGGCAGGUCUCAGCUCGAGGUGCAGCAGCCCCGUGGACCUCGAGGGAGCCUCCGAAGCCUCACAGGAAGAUAUGGAUGGCGCUCUGGUGGAGCAGCUCCACCAGGCAACUUCUCAGGCAGACUGCAGCGGCGAAUGGCUCACAGGUCGUUUGGAUGAGAUGCAGGCGACUCACGUUUGUUCGCAGGAAGCUGAGCAAGAGGACACUGCUUGGGCACCCGACGACCUCGUUGCGAACGUGAUCGAGGAUGUUGUAGAGAUCGAUGGAAGGCCAGAUUCCAUGCAAGAUCCUGGCAGCUGCCCAACCUCGAUGGAGGAUGUCAACGCGAUGGAUCCGUCGCUCGUGGAGAAGCUUCAACAAGCACUCCUCCAGGCAGAAGAAGAUCCGUGCGAUCAAUCUGACCCUCCCGGUCAUCCAGAUGAGACACCAGCCGAUCAUUCAUUGCCGGUUUGUUCGCAGGGUGCUGAGCACGAGGCGGCCGAAUGCGAUGCUGUCAUGGCUGGCAUUCUGGAGGCAGGUCUCAGCUCGAGGUGCAGCAGCCCCGUGGACCUCGAGGGAGCCUCCGAAGCCUCACAGGAGCCCAUGAACCCUCUGCUGAUAGAAGAGCUUGAGGCAGUCGCACAGGCGGAUGAUCAGCGCGAUGGUCUUCCGUGUCACCUGACCGAGGCGCCGUCCAGUCAGGCUGCCGUGGACCCCUUGUUGAUGGAGCAGCUUCAAGCAGCCGCGCAGGCGGAUGAUCAGCGCGAUGCCCUUCCGUGUCACCUGACCGAGGCGCCGUCCAGUCAGGAUGCCGUGGACCCCCUGCUGGUGGAGCAGCUUCUAGCAGCUGCACAGGACGAGUCUCUUCCCAGUCGCAUGGCUGAGACGCCGUCCAACCUGGCAGGGCAAGUCUCCGAGGAAGCUCAUUGCGAGACGGACCAGGAGUGCAACGUGGCCAUGGCCGGCAUUUUGGAGACAGGCCUCAGCUCGAGGUGGAGCAGCCCUGAGAACCUGGACUUCGAGGGUGGCUCCGACGCCUCCGAGGAGGCCGACGGCCAGGUGGUGGGCUCCGUGGUCGCUUCCCAAUUGCAGGAGGUGGUGCAAGCCUACGAGAGCGGAAGCCAAGGCCCGCCUGGGAUUGGAGGAGCUGCGUGGGACUCCGGAAUCGAUGAGGACGUGGCGGGUCCCUCCAUCGAGGAUCUCGGCAAGGCGAACUCGUCCAUUGCCGAUAUCAAUCAGGAAGUGGAGAACAUGGUGCCCCCCGCGGAUCCGGCCGCAACGCAGUAG